Messenger RNA from Hyaloscypha bicolor E, 222 nucleotides. RefSeq lists its product as uncharacterized. The annotation marks the transcript as partial. The record is from RefSeq and is a predicted model, not a curated record. The transcript has a single exon. NCBI's taxonomy places the organism in Eukaryota, Fungi, Ascomycota, Leotiomycetes, Helotiales, Hyaloscyphaceae.
UUUCUACUUGCUUUAUCCUUUAUAAUAACUAUUAAUAAGUUACAGGGCCAGUUAUUUGAGGCAGUAGGGGUGGAUUUACGGUCGCCGGUCUUUUCUUACGGCCAGUUCUAUAUGGCAGCUUUACGGGUAAUCUCACAAGCAGGGCUUUGUAUUCUUUUACCCCCUGAUAUAAACCAUAUGAGUAAUAUAGUAUACCCAGAAAUAUUACAAGGUCUUGCUUAG